UCCCAAAUGAAUUCUCUCACCACAAAGUCAAGAUAAGUCUUCCCAGCUCCUUCCCAGCUCCUUCCUCGCCUCACAUUGACCUCAUUCUCCUUCUCAUCUCUUCCAUUGCAAUUGUUCUUUCUCCAUUGGAUAUUUCAAACCCCUCAGAAGAAGUUACAGACUUUAUCUGCUUUUUGAUUUUUUGCAACAAGAUUUUUCUCGCAAAGCAUCUUGGUUUCUCCCUGGCUUGAAAGGAAUAGGCCACACUAUGGAAAACAUUUGUUCAACCAUUGAAAUUGGGAAGAAUUUGUGUGAUUUAACUGGACCAUGGGUUGGAUAUCUCAAUAACCUUGAUACUAACAUGGAAACUCUCAAAAGGAAGACGGAGCAAUUGAACGGCCGAAACAAUGACAUAAAUGUAGAAGUGAAUUAUGCAGAGCAGCGGUCAAGGAAAAAACGAAGGGUUGACGUUGAAUGUUGGCAAGAAUAUGUGCAAAGGAUAACAGCUGAUGUCCAAACUUUGGAAAGACAAGAGCAAGAAGUACGAGGAUUUAAGAAUGCCUUCAAACGUGCACACUUGGGAAAGCGUGUAGUGGACAAGAUUGAAGAGGUGGAAAAACUGUAUGAAAAUGGUGAAUUUUCUAAUGGUUUGCUAAUUGAUGAUCCAACUUGUGGGCACGCCAUACCAACAGCAGAAUCUUUGGUUGAACCAACAAGUGUAAGGAACAGGGAGAAAAUUUGGAAUUUCUUGAUGGAUGAUGCGGUUAGAAAAAUCGGUGUUCACGGAAUGGGGGGAAUUGGCAAAACAACCAUCAUGGGAAGCAUCAAUAAUCAACUUCUUUCCGAAACUUCUACCUUUAGUGAUGUUAUUUGGGUCACAGUUUCUAAAGCAUUCGACAUCAAAAAUCUACAAGGGCAGAUAGCUAAGAAGCUGAAUAUUGCUCUUUCCGAUAAUGAGGAUGAAUUACGUUCAGCGUCAGAAAUAAAUAAGAUGCUUUCCCAAAAGAAGAGGUAUGUGCUCAUCUUAGACGAUCUUUGGAAAGAAUUUCCUUUGAAGAAGAUGGGUAUUCCGGAACCAACCAGAGAUAACGGAUGUAAGCUAGUGUUGACUACACGAUUGGUAGACGUCUGUACAAAGAUGAAUUGCAGACCUGUUGAAAUGGAGCUUCUCACAGAAGAGGAAGCACUGAAUCUGUUUAUGAAUAAUGUUAAAGAACAUCAGGCAACGCUUACAACCGAGGUAGAAGAAAUUGCAAAAGAAGUUGCCAAAAAAUGUGCUCGUCUGCCCCUUGCAAUUGUUGUUAUGGCUGGAUGUAUGAUAGGAGUGAAUGACAUUCGCGAGUGGAGAAAUGCGAAAAGUGUACGAUGGCGCCUGGGCAAAGAAGGGUUCUUUGAGCAACUAGAAUUUAGUUAUCGUCGGCUAAAAGAUGAACAGGAACGACAUUGUUUCUUGUAUUGUGCAUUGUAUCCAGAAGACCAUGACAUCAAUAGGGAAGAACUGAUAGAGUAUUGGAUUGCUGAGGGACUAAUAAGUGAGAUGAACAGUAUAGAAGCAAUGUUUGAUGAAGGUCACUCUAUAUUGAAUAAACUCAUUAAAACCUGCUUGUUGGUAAAAAGUAUAAUAUAUGGCAGAGAAUGCGUGAAGAUGCAUGAUUUGAUAAGAGAUAUGGCUCUCAAAAUAACAUCAGCUAGUCCUCGAUUCAUGGUCCGAGCUGAUGAGGGAUUAAAAAGAGUUCCACAUAAAGACUGGUCUGAGGAUCUUGAGAGGGUUUCCUUAAUGCGGAACCAUAUUGAAGAACUUCCUUCUGAACCACCCAAUUGCCCUCGCCUCAUCACCUUCUUAUUUCGAGGCAAUAACUCAACAGAACUUCGGAUUCAAAAUUCCUUCUUUUUGUAUAUGCCUCGUCUCAAGGUGUUGGAUUUGUCCGACACUAACAUAGAGUCUUUGCCAGAUUCCAUCUCCAUGUUGGAGAAUUUGCAUCAACUGUUACUAAAUGGUUGUCGUCAACUAAAAAAUGUGCCGUCACUGGAGAAACUAAAGGCGUUGGAACAUUUUGAACUAACUGGGAGUCAGAUUGAAAAAGUACCCCAAGGUAUAGGAGAAUUGGUUAAUCUCAGAAAGCUUGGACUUCGGGGGAAUCACAACCUAAAAUAUGUGCCGUCAGUGGAGAAACUGAAGGCGUUGGAACAUUUUGAACUAACUGGGAGGCAGAUUGAAGAAGCACCCCAAGGUAUAGAAGAAUUGGUUAAUCUCAGAAAGCUUAGACUCGGGGGGGAUCACCUAAAAUAUGUGCCGUCACUGGAGAAACUGAAGGCGUUGGAACAUUUUGAACUAGCUGGGAGUCAGAUUGAAAAAGUACCCCAAGGUAUAGAAGAAUUGGUUAAUCUCAGAAAGCUUGUACUCUUUUGGAAUUACAAGCUAAAAUAUGUGCCAUCACUGGAGAAACUGAAGGCAUUGGAACAUUUUAAGCUGAUUGAUGGUCAGAUUGAAGAAGUACCCCAAGGUAUAGAAGAAUUGGUUAAUCUCAGAGAGCUUAGACUUUGGGGGAAUCGCAACCUAAAAUAUGUGCCGUCACUGGAGAAACUGAAGGCGUUGGAACAUUUUGAACUAGGUCAGAGUCAGAUUGAAGAAGCACCCCAAGGUAUAGAAGAAUUGGUUAAUCUCAGAGGGCUUAGACUCCGGGAGAAUCACAACCUAAAAUAUGUGCCGUCACUGGAGAAACUGAAGGCGUUGGAAUGUUUUGUGCUGACUCAUAGUCAGAUUGAAGAAGUACCCCAAGGUAUAGAAGAAUUGGUUAAUCUCAGAGGGCUUACACUCUGGGAGAAUCGCAACCUAAAAUAUGUGCCGUCACUGGAGAAACUGAAGGCGUUGGAACGUUUUGUGCUGACUCAUAGUCAGAUUGAAGAAGUACCCCAAGGUAUAGAAGAAUUGGUUAAUCUCAGAAAUCUUAAACUCUCGGGUUACAAGCUAGGAAUGUCUCCUUGCCGGAAGUUAUGCAGACUCACACAACUCCAUUCCCUUGAAAUUCAGAGAACAAAAGUAAAAGUUUCAGCAGAAGAGCUGUUGUGCUUGAAGCAAUUAGAAGUUCUCGAAGCUCAGUUUCACAAUGUGCAAGAGCUUACCAUGUAUGUGAAUUCUGCGCAAUGCAAAAGUUUGGAAAAGUACAGCCUUGAGGUGGGAAUUGUUGAUGAAAUUAAAAACGAGAGACUCACUUGUGAGUACGAGGAUGGAUCUUUAUCAAGUACUGGAGUAGAUGCCGUAGUGCUUCCCAGCGACAUAUGGAAGUUGUACAUUAGAAGAUGGCACAAUCACAUUAGCUUAUCACAUAUUCAGUCGUUAAGGGAUGCAAGAGGUUUAGGAACAUUUAUAAUCGAAGAGUGUGAUGGGCUUGAAUCCAUCUUUUCAUCAUCAUCAUGCUUUUCAGAAGACUACCACAUCCCGCUAACAACGAUUGAGGAAUUAGAGUUUUCUAAUUUACCCAAUUUUAGGGUACUCUUUGACAGAGUUGUUCCACCGCACAACAUUUCAUUUAACCUUAAGAGAUUGGUGUUGUGUCAAUGUCCGAAAAUGGAGAAUAUUUUCUCUGCCCUGUUGUUGCACAACUUUCCAAACCUUGAGGAGCUUGAAGUGCAGGACUGCAAGAAUGUGGAGGAGAUAAUAGCAGAAGUAGAGACGAGUGAUCGAGGGGGGCAUCGGGAAGAUGAUGGCGACACAAUCACACUCCCAAAUUUAAAGAUAUUAAAUCUACUAAACCUACCAAGGCUGGAGAGCAUAUAUAAGGGCAUAAUGGUCUGUGAAUCUCUGCAACACAUUUCGAUAUCGAAUUGUCCCAUGUUAAGGAGAUUGCCUAUUUCUUUGCACAAGAAUGAGGAUGGUGAGCAAGCAACUGCACCACCUGCUCUUCGAUUCAUUUUUGUAGAAGAAGAACGGUGGGAAUCUCUGGAAUGGGAUAAUCCCCUCACCAAAACCACUCUUCAACCUUUCUGCUGCCCAGCAGCAGCAGCAGAAGAAGAAGAGACUGAACCUCUUGAAUUGCGAAGAAGAAGAAAGCGAAGAAGAAGAAGAGACUGAAUCUCUUGAAGGAAUUGAAAUUGAAUAAUAUUGAAAUCAUCAUUAAGGUAAUUCAAAUCCGUUCUUAUUUUAAAUUUCCACUUCGUUUAGAUUGAGUGAUUUGGUGAGAAAAGAUAAGAAAUGAUGAGAAAGAAAACUCGCAUGAUUUCACAGAAUUAUUUGAGAGUUUGUUGGGAUUAGAGUGGUUGUUUGGUAUUAGACCAAUUUGGUUAGGCUUAUAGAUGACACUCACUUAUUAGGCUUUUGAUUAAUUGAUUUUAUGCAAAAAGAGAAAAAUACCACAAGAACAACAUGAUCUAUACUUGUUUAUUUUGACAAUCAUAUGAAGGUAGAAACAAUUGUUCUUCCCUUGUUAUACUUGUUUUUCCCAAAACUAGUCAGUUUUGAAAGAGGUAUGGGAGUACUUAACUUUAUUAUAAAAAAUUUAGGUACACAGAAACUAACCACAUAAAAUAUACAGAACGUUCACAUUAGUGUAGAUUCAAUAAUUUAUGGGCCCCGCACAUGUAAAUAUUUUGUGUAAUUUAUUUAUGAUGAUUUUUACAUGCAUAGAACCGCUAUUAUUUUUAAAAUCUUGUUGAAUUCCUUGUUUACAGCUUUCGAUUUGUGAACUCUUGAGUGUGGAUUCAUUUCACUAGAGGUGAGUCAUCUCAUACCACAUCUAGAAUUUCUUUUAACUGCAUAUUUUGGUUUGAAAAUGUUUAAACAUUGAGUAAUGAAAUCACCUCUUAGUUAUGGACACAAUCUCUUCAAAGAUGGGGUAAGGUUGCAUACAUUUUGUCCUCUUCAGAUUCUAUUUUAGUCGGAGUCUUGUGUCCCAAGUUGUUUUUAUUUUUAUUUUUUAUUUCUAUAGAAAUAUUUUAUAAGAUCAUUGUGGAUUCAUGUACUUUAUGAAGGGUAUGAAUUUUGUUUGACAAUAAUGUGAACCCAAAGCAAAUGGGAGUUAAAUAUUGACACAUAAGCUACUUUCUUUUUAUUUUUGACCAUGGCGCUAAAUGUGGUUUUGGCUUUUGUCACUCAUUACUGUGGUUGCAUUUGCUAAAACAUGAGUUUGUGUUUAUCAAACCCGUUGAGUUUUGGAUUGAUUGAAUUGAAUUAUUGAAUUUGUUGAUAUAUCGAAUAGUAACACCAUGUUUGGAUCAUGGGGUAAGAGAAAAAAAAUUAUUGUGGUCUCUCCCAUCUAGUUGAGUAAAGAAAAAAGACAUGUUUUCUCACUAACGUAUUUAGAUUGGUAAGAAAGCAAAUCAUGUGAGAGAAAUUUGAGUGAGAUUUCUUUUUAUUCUUUUCAUUUUAAGGGGUAAUCUUGGUAUUGUAAAUAUUUUACAACCAAUCAACUUGUUUCUCACCAAAUCUCACAACUUUCAGUAAGAAAUCAACUAGUCAAAAUAAGAUACUUCUCUUUCUCACUAUUUCUCACACUUUGUGUCUCCAUUUUUCACCUACUUAACCCUCUGAACAAAUGUAUUCUUUCUCACCAAAACUAUAUGAUCCAAACGAACUGUAAUCCUAAGAGUUAUAAAAUUCUAUGAUUAUGGAACUCACCUUAUUGGAAUGAUUUUAUGUUCACUAUUAACUGAAGUGCAUAACAUUUUCUUUACACUCCUGAAUCACAAAAAAUUAUGUUGUUUAAUUUUAUUAAUUGAAAUUAUUCUUUUUUUGUAUAAUUGAUUCAGUUAGUUGUUACAGUAGUUAAUUAUUGAGCUAUCAAACUGAUCGUCUUCCUUUGAUUAUAGAUCUAGAAGAAUAGUGUGGUGGAAGCGGCAGAAGUUAUUAUUGGGAUGGAGUGCUACAAGUAGAAGUUAUUUUGAAUUGUUUUGUUGCGACAUUGAUUUAAAUUAUAGAACUCUUGUUUGCUUUGAUGGAGGCAAUUAAUCUUUGAAAUAUUAAGAUUAUGGAACUCUAGGUUUGGCAUGCUCUAAACAUUAAACUAGCUAAACUGAAUUUGUGGAUUGUUAUUGAAACUUUUGGUAUUGUGAAUUAAAGAAUUACUGAUUGUGAUCUCA
This is a messenger RNA of Camellia sinensis, 6054 nucleotides long. Lineage: Eukaryota; Viridiplantae; Streptophyta; Magnoliopsida; Ericales; Theaceae. The record is from RefSeq and is a predicted model, not a curated record.